Molecule: messenger RNA, 14822 nt
Organism: Xyrichtys novacula (pearly razorfish)
Lineage: Eukaryota; Metazoa; Chordata; Actinopteri; Labriformes; Labridae
Source: the annotation of a GenBank genome assembly
UGAGGUCUUGGCGUCACAUCCGGUCAGGAAGUCAAACGCGGCGGCGGUGGAGUCUCGUGUGUUUUGGGUCUGAAGGUGAGCUCGUGGACUCGAACAUGCUGAGUGUGUUUCAGGUGGGGGUCCGCAGGGUGGUGUUGAGGGGGUCCGACCUCCUGACCCGACGGGCCCCCGCUGUGGGCUCGGUACCGGCUCUGACCCGGCAGCUGAGCCGCAGAACCGGGAGGACGGAGCGGAGCUGCACCGUGGACCCGAACCUGGAGGAGGAGUUCGUGUUCGUGGACUGGACAGGUGAGACUGAAGACGUGUUUCUUUUAAAGUGAUCAGAGUUUAUUCACUUUUUAAAAUCAAUCAGUAAUCAAUAAUUAAAGGAGAACAUUCACAUCAACAGAGACUCACACUUUACUUAUUUUAAAAUCUAUUUAUGAAUUUUUCAAACACAUUAAAGAGACAAAAACAGUCAAAGAAAACUCAGACAGACACAAUAAUAAAGACACUUUAAAGCUCCUGUGGGGAACUUUCUAUAACGGUCCAUUUUGGCGCCCCCCUGUGGUCAAAACUGUCUCUACGUUUCUUUUCUUCUACAUGAUUAAAUAGUCAUUAAAGGUGGAGAAAAAAGGAAUCUGUUAAAGAAGCAUCUUUUUAUUUUGUGGUUUUUAUACAAAAAUCUAAUAUCAGUCAAUAGUUAUUAGUUAUUGAUUAUAUUUGGUAAUAUAUCGAUAUCUCUGUGUUCUCUUAUGUCUGUGUCGUCAACAUUUGAACAUUUUUGAGCGGUCCGCUCUUUCUGACUGUAAACAAAGCCGUUCUCCACCUCCUCUAACCUGAUUGGUUGUGAGGCAGACGCUGCUCCCCCGUGUCGUUCAGGAGCCCAAACAAAGUUAGCGUGCUACAAUAUCGGACAGUAGAAACCAACCAGAAAGUUCGGAAAAUUGUCUGAAUCCUCCUUUGGCCACGACUGCCGACACAAGCAAGAAAACACUCAAACAUAAACAGUCAGCAAGAAAACAGUCAACAAGAAAACAGUCAGCAAGAAAACAGUCAACACCAAACCGGUUAACAAGAAAAUGGUCAACACCAAAACAGUCAACAUAAAACAGUCAGCAAGAAAACAGUUAACCAUAAACAGUCAACAUAAAACAGUCAGCAAGAAAACAGUCAACAAGAAAGCAGUCAGCAAGAAAACGUCAACCAUAAACAGUCAACAAAAAACAGUCAACAAGAUAACAGUCAACCAUAAACAGUCAGCAAGAUAACAGUCAACAAGAAAACAGUCAGCAAGAAAACGUCAACUAUAAUCAGUCAACAAGAAAACAGUCAGCAAAAAACAGUCAACCAUAAACAGUCAACAAGAAAACAGUCAGCAAGAAAACGUCAACCAUAAACAGUCAACAAAAAACAGUCAACAAGAAAACAGUCAACAAGAAAACAGUCAACACCAAACCGGUCAACAGGAAAACGGUCAACACCAAAACAGUCAACAAAAAACAGGCAACAAGAAAACAGUCAACAAGAAAAUGCUGCUCCCCCGUGUCGUUCAGGAGCCCAAACAAAGUUAGCGUGCUACAAUAUCGGACAGUAGAAACCAACCAGAAAUUUCGGAAAAUUGUCUGAAUCCUCCUUUGGCCACGACUGCCGACACAAGCAAGAAAACACUCAAACAUAAACAGUCAGCAAGAAAACAGUCAACACCAAACCGGUUAACAAGAAAAUGGUCAACACCAAAACAGUCAACAUAAAACAGUCAGCAAGAAAACAGUUAACCAUAAUCAGUCAACAAGAAAACAGUCAACAAGAAAACAGUCAACCAUAAACAGUCAACAAGAAAACAGUCAGCAAGAAAACGUCAACCAUAAACAGUCAACAAAAAACAGUCAACAAGAUAACAGUCAACCAUAAACAGUCAGCAAGAUAACAGUCAACAAGAAAACAGUCAGCAAGAAAACGUCAACUAUAAUCAGUCAACAAGAAAACAGUCAGCAAAAAACAGUCAACCAUAAACAGUCAACAAGAAAACAGUCAGCAAGAAAACGUCAACCAUAAACAGUCAACAAAAAACAGUCAACCAUAAACAGUCAACAAGAAAACAGUCAGCAAGAAAACGUCAACCAUAAACAGUCAACAAAAAACAGUCAACAAGAAAACAGUCAACAAGAAAACAGUCAACAGGAAAACGGUCAACACCAAAACAGUCAACAAAAAACAGGCAACAAGAAAACAGUCAACAAGAAAAUGCUGCUCCCCCGUGUCGUUCAGGAGCCCAAACAAAGUUAGCGUGCUACAAUAUCGGACAGUAGAAACCAACCAGAAAUUUCGGAAAAUUGUCUGAAUCCUCCUUUGGCCACGACUGCCGACACAAGCAAGAAAACACUCAAACAUAAACAGUCAGCAAGAAAACAGUCAACACCAAACCGGUUAACAAGAAAAUGGUCAACACCAAAACAGUCAACAUAAAACAGUCAGCAAGAAAACAGUUAACCAUAAUCAGUCAACAAGAAAACAGUCAACAAGAAAACAGUCAACCAUAAACAGUCAACAAGAAAACAGUCAGCAAGAAAACGUCAACCAUAAACAGUCAACAAAAAACAGUCAACAAGAAAACAGUCAACCAUAAACAGUCAGCAAGAUAACAGUCAACAAGAAAACAGUCAGCAAGAAAACGUCAACUAUAAUCAGUCAACAAGAAAACAGUCAGCAAAAAACAGUCAACCAUAAACAGUCAACAAGAAAACAGUCAGCAAGAAAACGUCAACCAUAAACAGUCAGCAAAAAACAGUCAACCAUAAACAGUCAACAAGAAAACAGUCAACACCAAACCGGUCAACAGGAAAACGGUCAACACCAAAACAGUCAACAAAAAACAGGCAACAAGAAAACAGUCAACAAGAAAAUGCUGCUCCCCCGUGUCGUUCAGGAGCCCAAACAAAGUUAGCGUGCUACAAUAUCGGACAGUAGAAACCAACCAGAAAGUUCGGAAAAUUGUCUGAAUCCUCCUUUGGCCACAACUGUCGACACAAGCAAGAAAACACUCAAACAUAAACAGUCAGCAAGAAAACAGUCAACAAGAAAACAGUCAACACAAAACCGGUUAACAAGAAAAUGGUCAACACCAAAACAGUCAACAUAAAACAGUCAGCAAGAAAACAGUUAACCAUAAUCAGUCAACAAGAAAACAGUCAACCAUAAACAGUCAACAAGAAAACAGUCAGCAAGAAAACGUCAACCAUAAACAGUCAACAAAAAACAGUCAACAAGAAAACAGUCAACCAUAAACAGUCAGCAAGAUAACAGUCAACAAGAAAACAGUCAGCAAGAAAACGUCAACUAUAAUCAGUCAACAAGAAAACAGUCAUCAAAAAACAGUCAACCAUAAACAGUCAACAAGAAAACAGUCAGCAAGAAAACGUCAACCAUAAACAGUCAGCAAAAAACAGUCAACCAUAAACAGUCAACAAGAAAACAGUCAGCAAGAAAACGUCAACCAUAAACAGUCAACAAAAAACAGUCAACAAGAAAACAGUCAACAAGAAAACAGUCAACACCAAACCGGUCAACAAGAAAACAGUCAACCAUAAACAGUCAACAAGAAAACAGUCAGCAAGAAAACGUCAACCAUAAACAGUCAACAAAAAACAGUCAACAAGAAAACAGUCAACCAUAAACAGUCAGCAAGAUAACAGUCAACAAGAAAACAGUCAGCAAGAAAACGUCAACUAUAAUCAGUCAACAAGAAAACAGUCAUCAAAAAACAGUCAACCAUAAACAGUCAACAAGAAAACAGUCAGCAAGAAAACGUCAACCAUAAACAGUCAACAAAAAACAGUCAACCAUAAACAGUCAACAAGAAAACAGUCAGCAAGAAAACGUCAACCAUAAACAGUCAACAAAAAACAGUCAACAAGAAAACAGUCAACAAGAAAACAGUCAACACCAAACCGGUCAACAGGAAAACAGUCAACACCAAAACAGUCAACAAAAAACAGGCAACAAGAAAACAGUCAACAAGAAAAUGCUGCUCCCCCGUGUCGUUCAGGAGCCCAAACAAAGUUAGCGUGCUACAAUAUCGGACAGUAGAAACCAACCAGAAAGUUCGGAAAAUUGUCUGAAUCCUCCUUUGGCCACGACUGCCGACACAAGCAAGAAAACAAAGUAAAUACCGGAGACUCUGGAGGAAUAACGGGCGCUUAAAACGGAGGUAGAGCGGACAAGAGCUAAAAAGCCGGGUCAACAUAAACGAUGGGGGACGCUUGGGGAUCUUGGUGACCCUGUAACCUUUCUGCUGGACAGGUAAACCGCUUUAACAAAGUAAGACAAGUGUCUGUAACAGAAGUGUUUCUUGUCAAACGGACCUGCUGUAGCGUGUUGUAGCGCCAUCACUAAACUGUCCUCCCUCGGGUCCUGGACUAUGUCACUUUAUCCUAGUUGUAGAAGUCCUGCAAACAUUGUGUUUGCUGGUAGUCUGUUGGCAUCUACAGUAGCACCAAUGCUUUUGACUUUCACCUUGACUGGGCCCCAUUUGUAAUGAUCUGAAGUAUUUAUCUGCAUUAUAUCUGAAUUUAACUGGAACGAUACGAGCGAGCAGGAGCGUCUGUUUGUGGCGGGGCUUGCUGGAGCAGAGAGAGAGAGAGAGAGAGAGAGAGAGAGAGAGAGAGAGAGAGAGAGAGAGUGUUUCUCUGUGUUGUCUCUCUAACUCUGUGUCUCUAAAACAGUUGAAGUGUGUUUCUGCUCGAUGAGGUUUCUAUGAGGUGAAUAAAUGUUGGUUCAGUUGAUCUUCAGGACGGCUGCAGCUUUAAGAACUUCUGCUUGUUUGAGUUUGAGAGUCUAAAGUUCACAGAGACGCUCCUCCUCCUGGAUUGUAGACAAACUGGUUCCCCCCCCCUCCCCUCGUCUCUCUCAGCUCACUCCACUCUGCACUCUCACUUCCUUGUUUCCUUCCCUUCCUUGCUCCCUCCCCCUCAGAUCUACAGUCUUGGUUGGGUGUAACCUCCGUGUGCUGAGCUGAUCCUGCUGACUCACACCUGUUGUUGAGAUCAGAGCUCAGACUAGUUUGACUUCUCAGGAAAUAAAACUCAGUCAGUCGUCGUCGACAGCGAGUGUUGAAAUGGCGCAGAAAGGAGUUCAUCUGGACCGUGAGUCUUUCUCUUGUUCCAUCUGUUUGGAUCUUCUGAAGGAUCCGGUGACUGUUUCCUGUGGACACAGCUUCUGCAUGAGCUGUAUUCAAUCCUACUGGGAUACUGAGGUUGAGAGGAUGAUCUACAGCUGUCCUCAGUGCAGAGAGACCUUCACUACGAGGCCUGUCCUGAAGAAAAACACCAUGUUAGCAGGUUUAGUGGAGGAACUGAAGAAGAGCGGACUCCAAGCUGCUCCUGAUGGUUCCUCUGAGGCUGGACCUGAAGAUGUGGCCUGUGACGUCUGCAGUGGGAGAAAACUGAAAGCUGUCAAGUCCUGUCUUCAAUGUCUGGCUUCUUACUGUCAGAUUCACCUCCAGCCUCAUUUUGAAUCUCCUACAUUUAAGAAACACAAGCUGGUGGAGCCCUCCAAGAAGCUCCAGGAGAACAUCUGCUCUCGUCAUGAUGAGGUGAUGAAGAUCUUCUGCCGCACUGAUCAGAAGUCCAUCUGUCAUCUCUGCUGUUUGGACCAACACAAAGGUCACGACACAGUCUCAGCUGCAGCAGAAAGGACUGAGAGGCAGAAAGAUCUGGAGGAGAGUCGAGGAAACAUCCAGCAGAGAAUCCAGGACAGAGAAGAAGAUGUGAAGCUGCUCCAACAGGAGGUGGAGGCUAUCAACGGCUCUGCUGAUAAAGCUGUGGAGCACAGCCAGAAGAUCUUCAGACAGCUGAUCCGUCUGAUGGAGAAACGCCGCUCUGAGGUGGAGCAGCAGGUCAGAUCCCAGCAGGAACGUGAAGUGAGUCGAGUCAAAGAGCUUCAGGAGAAACUGGAGCAGGAGAUCACUGAGCUGAAGAGGAAAGACGCUGAUCUGCAGAAGCUCUCACUCACAGAGGACCACAACCAGUUUCUGCACAGCUACCCCUCACUGUCAGAACCGGGUCAACCUGCAGACUCAUCCAGGAUCAACAUCCGUCCUCUGAGAUACUUUGAGGAGGUGACAGCAGCUGUGUCAGAGGUCAGAGAGAAACUCCAGGAUCUUCUGACAGAGACGUGGACAAACGUCUCACAGGCCGUGACUGAAGUGGAUGUUUUACUGUUAGAACCACCAGAACCAGAACCAGAACCCAAGACCAGAGCUGGUUUCUUAAGAUAUUCACAAAGAAUCACACUGGAUCCAAACACAGUAAACAGAGGACUGUUAUUAUCUGAUGGAAACAGAAGAGCAACAUGGACAAAAGAACCACAGUCUUAUCCUGAUCAUCCAGACAGAUUCACUUAUUAUCCUCAGGUCCUGAGUAGAGAGAGUCUGACUGGACGUUGUUACUGGGAGGUGGACUGGAGAGGGGGCUGGGUUUAUGUAGCAGUCGCAUACAAGACUAUCAGGAGAGACGGGAAACCAGAGGAUUGUGUAUUUGGAGAAAAUGACAAAUCUUGGAUGUUAGAAUGUUAUAAAGACAGUUAUCAACUUGUGCACAACAAAGUCUUCACUGAUGUCUCAGGUCCUCCGUCCUCCAGAGUAGGAGUGUACCUGGAUCACAGCGCAGGUAUUCUGUCCUUCUACAGCGUCUCUGAAACCAUGACUCUCCUCCACAGAGUCCAGACCACAUUCACUGAACCUCUACAUGCUGGACUGACGUUAUGGUCUGAUGGAGCCUCUGCUGAGUUUAUAGAAGUGAACUAAAGAGAAUUUUGAGUCCAUCAGACCAAAAUCAUGGACUGAGAUCCUUGAACUCUUGAAAUGUUCUGGUUUGUAAAUGUUUGUGGAUCAGUCUCACCAAAAACUCUGGGUUUAGUUCUUCAUUUCAGCUUUUUGAUUCUUUUCUAAAGAUGCUGAUUUGGUCGCAGCUUUAAGGACAGUGAUUGUGGAGAACUUUGAUUGUUUGUAUUUCUCAUGUUGAAAAAUCUUCAUACAGUUUGAUAUCAACAACAUCAAGAUGAUGGUUUGUUCAAAUCACCUUCAGUUGGUGCAGAUGUUGAAGGUCUGAGACUUUAGAAAAAAGUGAGGUCAAAAUCACAGAAAAAGGACGACCUUAUUUCCUGUCCCAAAUCCAAGCGUCUAAAGUCUUUCCAGUCGUCCCCAAAAACUCUUCAGAUGAUCUGUUUCUUUCUCUGUUUGCUGAAUAUUUGUGUUCAUGUGAUCGAUGGAUAUUUCUGUCUGCUUCUGUUGGAUCAGUGUGUUUGUAAAGACAUCUAGAAUCAGACUUUGGACAGAUCUACAUGUUGUUAUGAGCUUUUCAAUCACUCUAAUAAUAAUAAUCACAUUUAUUAGUCCGACUGUUUGGAUGUUUCUGACUCAGCUCAGAUUGUGGUCAAGUCUCUGAUUGUGGGUAAAAAAAUCAUAAAAAUCCUCAAACUGAGUCACUGAAAUCACCUCGUCUGUUUGUCUUUAUUGUGUCUGUUUCUGCUGGAUGUCAUGUUACCGCUCCGUCUGGGUCAUGGAUCCAUGUGGUCUUACAUGUCCCAGAUGUGAGUCCUGCAGCUGGAUCAGGUUUUCUGUAGAGGACAAAGACAGGAGGCAGGUUGGGCCCCAUUUGUAAUGAUCUGAAGUAUUUAUCUGCAUUAUAUCUGAAUUUAAUUGGAACGAUCCGAGCGAGCAGGAGCGUCUGUUUGUGGGCGGGGCUUGAGGGGAGAGGAGGAGCUGAGGGGAAAACUGGUUGGAGGGGUAGAGUUUACAUUCAAGAUUUCUCCUAAAAACUGGGACUAACUCAGAUCCUGAUCAGAUUGUAAAGUCGGAGCUGUUCCUCCUCCUCAGCUGACGCCGACUCUCUCACAGUUACUGACAUGAAAAAUUACUAAUAAGUUUAUUAAUAGUUUGUCGUGUCACUGAUGGUUUUAAUAGCUGUAUUUAUUAUAAAAAGAUUUCAACAUGAAUUUUAGUCGAUUAUAUAAAUGUAAAAAACUCCACAGGAGAUUUGAGAACGAACAAAAACCUGCAAAUAAACAGACGAAUAAAACAGAAGUUCAAAAUCACAACAACAAAAAUAAAGAAAAGAACAGAAAAAUGAAGGAAAUCAACCGAUAAAUGAGAGAGAGAGUUUAAGUAGAAUUAGAUCAGGUCAAAAUUAACCCUGUGUGCAAACAUCUGAUCAUAUUUACACCUUCUUCUUCUUCUCCUUCUUCUUCUUCUUCUUCUUCUUCUUCUCCUUCUCUUUCUUCUUCUCCUUCUUCUUCUUCUUCUUUUCUUGCCUCGCUCAGAUCAGGAGGAGACCUCCCUCCCCUCCUCCUCUCUUCCUGCUCCUCCUCCCUCUGCUCCUCCUCAGGUAAAUCUGAGGUCCCUGGAGCGACAGCUGGAGGCGUUAAGAGGCGUGACCCGACAGGAGGCGGAGCCUGACUCUCUGAUCCAGUUCCAUGAUGUGGACUUCCCGCUGGAUGAGAGCGUUAUUGCAGCUAUUAAGACCAAGAAGAAGAAGAAGAGGGCGGGGCCAGGUGAGCACAAAGUGUUUGGGACCCCGGACGUUGACGAGCCGUUCAGUGACACCUGCUGUUCAGGCUGCGGCGCCAUCCUGCACUGCACCGCCCCCGCCGUACCCGGGUACCUGCCCAGCGAGAAGUUCAAGGUGCUGCAGCAGGAGAAGCGUCUGAGCGCGGCGACCUGUCAGCGCUGCUUCCUGCUGACGCAUCAUUACAAAGCGCUGAACCUGGAGGUCUCUGCAGACCAGUACAGAGAGGUGGUGCAGAGGCUCCGCCCCCUCAGAGCUCUCAUCCUGCUCAUCGUCGACCUGCUGGAUGUCCCUGACUCUAUCAUCCCGGACUUGCCCAAACUCGUUGGGACGAACAAACACAUCGUCGUCCUCGGCAACAAGGUGGACCUGCUGCCCGGAGACUCGCCAAACUACCUGAAGCGAAUCAGGCAGCAACUUUCUCGCUACUGUGAGGACGCCGGCUUCGGCCCUCAGGUGACCGACAUUCACCUGAUCAGCGCCAAGACGGGCUACGGCGUGGAGCACCUGAUCUCCAGCCUGCAGCGCUCCUGGAAAUACAAAGGGGACGUCUAUCUGGUGGGCGGGGCCAACGCCGGCAAGUCGACGCUCUUCAACACGCUGCUGGAGUCUGACUACUGCAAGUCCAAAGCUUCAGACCUGAUCCACAAGGCCACCAUCUCACCAUGGCCCGGUCAGCACCAAACCCUGUUCACAGAACUGUUGAUUUAAUGUCUGUCUGUUUACUGUCACAAACACAGGGCUCCCAGUGCAUGAUGGGAAAUAUCACUGAGUCUACGGGGUCGCCCUCUGAGUUCGGCGAGGUUUUAAUCAUUUAAAUGUUGAUGACAGGUUUUAAUUUGAAAGCUUCAGAUCGAUAACCCGCCUUCAAAAUAAAAGCCUUAACCUACUGCUAACAUGACAUAUAAGAUUUAAUGCACAUAAAGUGAAACCAGUAAGUAACAAAUAAUCGACUAAUGUUUGAUCAUGUGACUGUCCCCCCCCCGCUGUGGUGUGUUCAGGGACCACUCUGAACCUCCUGAAGUUCCCCAUCAUCAACCCAACGCCAUACAGGAUGUUCAAACGGCAGGAGCGCCUGAACGAGGCGUCGCAGCAGACAGAGAGCGAGCUGACGGAGGACGAGCUGAAGAGGCUCAAACACUUCAGCAAGCAGGGAUACCUCGUGGGUAAGACGGGAGGGAGGAGAGAGAGGGGGGAGGAGAGAGAGAGAGAGAGACAUGAUCCUCACCUGUCUCUGUUCGCCUGUUCAGGUCGGGUUGGCAGAACGUUCCGGUCUGAUGUCCGGCCCAGAGAGGAUGAGAUCCAGUUUGAUCCUGACAGUUUGGCUCAUGGAGAGGAUGAAGACGGAGAGAUGAAGGAGACAGGUGAGCGGAGACGUCUGAUUGGUUCUUAAUUUGAGCUUUUCUUCAAUGGGAUUCUGAAUGUGGCUGAAACUGCCUCGUGAUCUCCAACCUGAUUAAUGGUGGUGGGAUCAUCUGAAGGUCUUCUCUGAAAAAGUCUUUGUCUGGAUGGACGCAGAUGUCGCUCCUAAACCUGGAGAUCUUGUUUGAAACUGAGGAUGCAGCAUCUAUGAUUUAUAGUUCUUCGUUGAAAGGACAACUGGACUUAUUUGAGGCGAAACGUCUCAAAUAAGUCCAGUUGUCCUUUCCAAAAGAGUGUUAGAUUUGACUCCUCAGACCUCAGGACAGUUGAGUGAUAUUGAGCCCAUGCGGCGACUCCAACUACAGAGUCCUGAUGCUCCUAAACCUGGAGAUGUUGUUCAGCACCAGAAUAAAAAAAACGUUUUUCAUGAUUUCUAACAAGAAAGUGAAAUUGUGAUCCAUCCGACCACAGAGCCGUUUUCCUCCCACAUGUCGUUUCAGCAUCUUUUUUUUUUUUUUGGUUUUCUUUAAAUGCCAAUCCUUUAAUUGAUAUAGAUGUAAAAAAUCUAUUUUACAGUAUAGCAUCACUUCCGUUCAACUUACUGCAUAUACAUUUUACAUAAACCUCAUUUCUCUUUUCCACCACCACGGCCAUUUCCAAACCUACUUGUCUUAUUUCCUGAUCUUUAUCAGUAGAUGGCGCUUUUGCGGUUGUCACUGAGGCGUGUCAGUUAUCGCACAACCUCAGUGUGAAUUUUUAGUCACAUAGCAACAAAGUCUAUCAGCCCAUAAAAGAAAGAAAGAUGCGCAUAAAAUCUAUUAAAAGAAAAUUUACCUAGAAGUAUUGAAAUAGAUCCCGCAGCUGAAUUAGUGCUGUGCAUAUGGUCAACAUUUCUGUGUCAGGUUAGUGUGACAAUUAUAAAAGCGGAGAUCAAAUGAUGACCUACUUCCAAUAUUCAAAAUUAGCUGACUGCUGAAGGUUGCUGUAUCAAACAUACACCAAGAGAAUGUUCUGAAUGUUAGAAACAUUCAUAUGCCUGAGUCAUAACAGAUUUAGUGCAAUCUGAUAUCUAUGACACAUAAAACAGCUGCAGGCAGAAACAGCUGUAGUCUCACUGAAUGCCAAUAUGAUCAAAACACUGUCAGGGAAGAUCUGACAUGGAGCUUUAGGACAAAUACAUCUUUUAUUUUUUCAGUAAGCCUCUUCUGCCGCUUCUGUCAGCUUCCCUUGUAUCUUAAAGUGAAAAUGUGAAUGUUACAGUGGUGGCUCUUAAACACGUCAUUAUUGAGGAUUUCCUCUGACCUCUUAGUUGUGUCCUCGAAAUGCUGCAACCGUCUACUGCCUAUUAUUAAAAGUGGGUCUACUAUGUCAUAUGUUAAUAAGGACUUAGCACAACAGUGUGCAAGGCAGUCAGUGCAAAGGUGAAACAGCUGUUCAUGUUCAUGUUCUUCAAUCACAUGACUGCAGUCGUCCUCUACUGGGAGUCCUUUCAGUCCAGCUCUUGAUCUUUUCCAGUCUCAGGUCUGCACAUCUGUCUGCAUCUGUGUAUCAACUCUGCUCAACAUGUAUAUCAUCUGCCCAGGAUCAUCUGCCCAGGAACACCCCAUCUCCCCAGUGGUAAAACGCUCUGUCCUGAUAAAACAUGGACAGAAACAGCCAAACGCUUAUUGUCUCGACCCAGAAGAUAACAAACAGGAACCAUAGUGAUGACAGCAGGACUUCACACAACAUCCUGGAGAUUUAUUUCUGUUGAGACGACAUUCCCUUUUCCAAGCUAACUAGCUAACACUCACGUUUGUUUACAAUGUCCGUCACACAUCACGUUGUUUGUCCGUUUCAGCAUCUUAAUAAAGAACUGAAGUUUGAACACAGAACAAGAACAGUAAACUGGAGUAAACGCUCUGACCUUUGACCCCUUAGGUACAAGGAGCUCACCUGACGAGUUCACCUUUAAUGAGCUGAAAGACGCUCACUGGCUGUUCGACACGCCGGGAAUCAUGAAGGAGAGAGACGUAAGAGAGCGAGAGACUUACCGACAAAAACAAACAAAAAUAAACAACAACACCAACAACGCCCCCCUCUCUCUCUCUCUCUCUCUCUCUCUCUCUCAGGUCUUGUCGGUGUUGACUGAACAGGAAGUGAUGUCAGUGGUUCCGACUAAGGCGUUGGUUCCGAGGACGUUUGUGUUAAAGCCUGGAAUGAGUCUGUUAGUGGGAGCGCUGGCCCGGAUCGACUUCCUGCAGGUAACAACAACAACAACAACAACAACACAAAACAACCACAACAACCAUAAGAAAAUAACAACAACCAAAACAACAAUUACAACAACUACACAAGACAACAAAAACUAUAACAACAACAAUUACACAAGACAACAAUAUGAACAACCAAAACAACAACUACACAAGACAAAAUUAGGAACAACCAAAACAACAACAACCAUAACAAAACAACAACAACACGCAAAAAAAACACAACAACCACAACAACAACUACACAAGACAACAACCACAACCAUAACAAAACAACAACCGAAACAACAACCACAACAACUACACAAGACAACAACAACAACACAAAACAACCACAACAACCAUAACAAAAUAACAACAACCAAAACAACAACCACAACAACUACACAAGACAACAAUAUCAACAACAACACAAGACAACAAUUACAACAACUACAUGAGACAACAAAAACCACAACAACUACACAAGACAACAAAAACCACAACAACUACACAAGACAACAAAAACUAUAACAACAACAAUUACACAAGACAAAAUUACGAACAACCAAAACAACAACAACUACACAAGACAACAACAACAACCAUAACAAAACAACAACACGCAAAAAAAACACAACAACCACAACAACAACUACACAAGACAACAACCAUAACAAAACAACAACCAAAACAACAACCACAACAACUACACAAGACAACAACAACACAAAACAACCACAGCAACACAAGACAACAAUUACAACAACCACAACAACAACUACAUGAGACAACAACCAAAACUACAACUACACAAGACAACAACCACAGCAACUGUAACAACAACCACAACAAGUGCACAAAACAAGCACAAGAUAAACAACAACAAGCAUAACUACAACAACAAGGACAACAAGCACAACAACUACGACAACAUUGACAACCACAACAACUUUAGGACACAAUCACACACGAGGCACAAAAGAUACACACACCAGUGAACACAAACACGUCUCUGUGACGUUCAGGUUGUUUCUGAUUUUACUUCCAGCAUUAAUAUUUGCCUUCGUGGGGUUUGACCAAUCAGAAUCAAGUAUUUGUGCCGGCUCUCGUCAUUGGUCGGUUGUUGAUGUUCUGGUCUCUCUCAGGGGGAGCGGUCCUGCUGGUUCUCAGUGCUGGUGUCUGCUCGGGUCCCGGUCCACAUCACCAGUCUGGAGAAGGUGGAAGGAAUCUAUGAGAAGCACGCGGGAGGAGUCCUGCUGGGGGUGAGGAGGAAGAGGGGGGAGGAGGAAGGGGCGGGAGGUGGUCACAUGACCUCAGUCAGCUGUUUGAAGAUUCGAAUAAAAACACUGAUGUCUCUGCUGCGUUCAGGUGCCUCAGGGAGGGUCGGAGCGAAUGAAGACAUUUCCUGCAUUGGUUCCUCAGGAGGUCAAACUGGAGGGGCGGGGCUACAUGGAGGCGAGCGCUGACAUCACACUGUCGUCUGCAGGUACACACCUGACCAUAAUCGAUAACUGUUUUUAACCACAGGGAUAAAGGUCAUCGAGGUCAGCUGACUCCUGUAACGUUUGAGUUACCUGUUUUCCCUGUGUGUGUGUGUGUGCGUGCACAGGUUGGGUGGCAGUGACGGCAGCAGAAGGUGAGCAGGUGUCCUUGAGGGUCCACGGUCCAGAGGCGGCAGGUUUCGGUGUAAGAACGCCGCCGCUGCUCCCUCACGUCAUCAGUCUGAAAGGAGAGCGAAUCAAAAAAUCUGCCGCCUAUAAAACCGUCAAACCGGCAGGACUGAUCGACGCUACGCUGGCCGCACGAGGAACGGAGAAGAAGCAGAAGAAAAAGAAGAGGAAGAAGGAGUAGUGAUGUGCUGAGACAUUAGUGGGAGGAGCUUAAUUCCACGGUGACGGCUGAGGAAUCUCUCUCGGUCACGGUUUCGUUCCUGCAGACAGAGUAAGGUCACUUUUUUUGACCUGGAACCUUUUUUUAGGAGAUCCUGGACUUUGGAUCCUCCUCUCCACUCUUGUGAACUCUUGUCUAACUGAGGUGGCGCCUGUUUCAAAAUAAAAGUCACACACGGACGGAUCAUUUCAGAGUUUUUAUUUAAAAAAGAGCAAAAUAAAGUGAAGUACAGGUGAAAGGUAACUCUGUUAGUGACGCUGAUCCUGCUGACAGACAGAUCUCUACUGGAUCCACUUUGAAGGACAGUUCACUGAGGUUAGAACAUCAAGUCUGAUAUUUCCACAACAUGCUGAUAAUGUCCUCUGUGUCUGAGGAUGAAGAAACCUCAGCUGUCCUCUCAGGAUCAGAAGUUUAUUUCUAAAUAUCAGAAAAGUGAACAUCUGGAGGAGCAGGUUAAAAAAGGAAGUUUGAUUAAAGAGAGGACAGUCAGAUUGGACAGAAAUAAAGAAUCAUCAGUUUAUCCCACAAACAUGGACGAGUUAAUGGCACUGCAGUAAUUCAAAGAUACACAUGAAUACAUGACAAGGACACAGUACUAGAGUACAGAGAGUACACAGAGUUACUUACAGGAGUACAUAAACACAGUAGAGUCUGUCUCUGAUUAAAAUCUCUAAUCUAACUCAGACACACAGAGACAGACGUCUCUACAUCUGCAGAGCUUCAGCAGCUCGCUCACUUUGGUUUCUCCUCCAACAGAUUAUUGCACAAAAGAUUUAAUGGAAACACAUUUAAA